CACUGUAUGCCUGAUUUCUCUCUCUCUCUCUCUCUCUCUGCUCUUCUCCCUCUUUCCUUGCUCGCUAGCUUGCUCCAAACACAGCUCAAGAUCAAUAGGAAUUCAUAGGAACAAUACAAUACAUACACGCAUACAUAGUGCCUAUCCUCGAACACCUUGCAGAGGGAGGAGGAAGAAGAAGCAGCAGCAGCAGCAGGUUUGCCUGGAGGAGGAGCAAGAAAUACAGCGAGGAAUUGAGGGAGAAGUAGUGGUGGUUUCUAUGGAGUUCACUACAAGCAGUAGGUUUUCUAAAGAGGAGGAUGAGGAGCAGGACGAGCCAUCCAGGCGAGAGAUCCCCUUCAUGACGGCCACGACCACGGCCGCGGAAGCUGCGCCUGCGCCUACGUCGUCGUCGUCAUCUCCUGCUCACGCGGCUUCCGCGUCAGCGUCGGCGUCCGUGUCUGCGUCGGGAAGAAGCCCUCCCUUUCGCUCUGAGGAUGGCGCCGGAGCGUCUGGGAGCGGCGGUGGCGGCGGCGGCGGCGAAGCGGAGGCGGUGGAGAAGGAGCACAUGUUCGACAAGGUUGUGACGCCGAGCGACGUGGGGAAGCUGAACCGGCUGGUGAUCCCGAAGCAGUACGCCGAGAAGUACUUCCCGCUGGACUCGGCGGCGAACGAGAAGGGCCUCCUGCUCAACUUCGAGGACCGCGCGGGGAAGCCAUGGCGCUUCCGCUACUCCUACUGGAACAGCAGCCAGAGCUACGUGAUGACCAAGGGGUGGAGCCGCUUCGUCAAGGAGAAGCGCCUGGACGCCGGGGACACCGUCUCCUUCUCCCGCGGCGUCGGCGAGGCCGCGCGCCACCGCCUCUUCAUCGACUGGAAGCGCCGAGCCGACACCCGCGACCAGCUGCGCUUGCCUCGCGGGCUCCCGCUCCCGAUGCCGCUGACGUCCCACUACGCCCCGUGGGGCCUCGGCGGCGGAGGGGGGUUCUUCGUGCCGCCGUCGCCGCCCGCCACGCUCUACGAGCACCGACUCCGGCAAGGGCUGGACUUCCGCACCUUCAACCACCCUGCCGCCCCGAUGGGGAGGCAGGUCCUCCUUUUCGGCUCGGCCAGGAUUCCUCCGCAAGCACCACUGCUGGCGCGCGCACCGUCGCCGCUGCACUACACGCUGCAACCGAGCGGCGUCGACGGCGUAAGGGCCGCAGGCUCACCGGUGGUGCUCGACUCGGUGCCGGUCAUCGAAAGCCCGACGACGACAGCAAAGCGCGUGCGGCUGUUCGGCGUGAACCUCGACAACCCGCACGGCGGCGGCGCCGGUGAGUCGAGCAAUCAUGGCAAUGCACUGUCAUUGCAGACGACGCCCGCGUGGAUGAGAAGGGAUCCUACGCUACGGCUGCUGGAAUUGCCUCCCCAUGGCGCCGAGUCGUCCGCUGCAUCGUCUCCGUCGUCGUCGUCUUCCUCCAAGAGGGACGCGCAUUCAGCGUUGGAUCUCGAUCUGUAGCGACCUAAAGAGAAAAACAAAGGAAAGUUCAACGAUUCUUAAUUUUUCUUCUGUUUGAUUUGGUUUGUUCGCAGCAACAUCUUACUUUCUCUUGUGAUUCCAUUAUAACCUUAAAUUCGAUGACAGCAUUAGGAUUUGACAGUUUUCUUUUGGUCAUCACUUGAAAUUUUUCUGUUGGUUUGAGAAGAUAUAUAGAAUUAUUAGGAAACUUGAAAGUUUUC
Oryza brachyantha (malo sina) is the source of this 1701-nucleotide messenger RNA. Its product is annotated as B3 domain-containing protein Os02g0683500. The coding region runs from base 260 to 1480 and encodes 406 amino acids. The record is from RefSeq and is a predicted model, not a curated record. Gene Ontology annotation, molecular function: DNA-binding transcription factor activity; DNA binding. The transcript has 2 exons. NCBI's taxonomy places the organism in Eukaryota, Viridiplantae, Streptophyta, Magnoliopsida, Poales, Poaceae.